UAGGGCUGACGGCAAAAAGAUACAUCCACCGCUGACACCAGUCUAAGGGGGGCCAUGGGCCUUGUCGUCGGGUCCUAGUAGACACGUCGUACCCUUGUACAUGGCUGCUUAGAGGUCUGAGGACCCAUUUAACACCCCUGGAACCCUGUUCUCGAUGAACAUUUGUCAGAACUAAAUGUGAAGCAUCUGAGCUCAUAUAUGAGAAGUCGCUCAUCAGCCCUACAGUUCCGUCAACCGCACUUAUGGUGUAUAGCUAUAUCCCUCUCAACGGGCACGAACGGGAGUUCGGUGCGUUCAAUCACAUAUAGCGGCAAGACAUACGGGCGAUCGCGGUGUAAAGUCAACAUAUCCCACUUCAUAUUCGACGAUCUAGGUGAUGGGCAUGAGUCGAGACAGUGAGCAUACGGCAGGCAGCCUUAGCCGCCAAGGUUCCGCUGCCUCAUCGCCUGACGGCUCGGAGCCAAAGGCCGCCAAUCGCUCAAAGGCAAAUAUACGAGUGUCGCUGGCGUGCGUCCAAUGCCGUAGCAAGCACGUCAAGUGUGACGCCACGCUACCCGCUUGCAACCGGUGUCAACAGGAGGACAAGCCAUGCUUCUACGCCAAAUCGAGACGAGGUAUUCGCGAUCCAAAAAAGAGGAGUCUGAUAUCAGACAAACCGCCAGCAACUUCGGCUGGGUCAUUUUUGCCCACUAGUUUCUCUUCCGGCUCUCCGUCGGUCCAGUCUCUUUCUCUUCACGACUUACCGAGCGGAUGGUCCGUCAAUUCAGUAACCUCCACAACAAGCUCAUCUAAAAACGAAAAGGAACUAUUAGUCGACUUAUUCUACAGCUACUUUCAUCCAAGUCACCCUUGUCUUCCGCCCAAACGGUUUUUUUAUAAUCAUGUCGAAGCAGACCCAGACUCUUAUCACUUCCUGCUUUCAGUCAUCAAUUUUUGCGGGUCGCUAUACACAGAUUCAAUACCAUCGGACGAUUUAAGAGAGGCAGCGUACUCUGCAGCAUGCGCUUCAUUGCCAUUUACUGUACAAUCGGUACAGGGACUUCUCAUACUGAGCAUCGCGGCUUUUGGAGAAAUGAAAUUCGAACACCAUACCGGCUGGGCUAAUCGGGCCGCCACAAUAGCUGUUGAGCUCGGGAUGAACCAGAAGGCGUUCGCCGAUAGAACAACGGAUUCCGUACUCGCGGAAAGCUAUCGAAGAACGUGGUGGUGCCUGACCUUCCAAGAUUCUACGCGCCAUCUGGGUGAUGUCGGAUCUACACUUUCCAUCACAGACGUGGACUCCGACGUUGACCUACCCUGCGAAGAAUGGGAAUACGAAUCAGGGAUUAUACCCCAACCUAUUUCUCAAUCGCAAUACGAGACGCAGGUCAACCUUGGACAAUCCGACUUCUCAUCGAUGGCCUACCUCAUCGACAUCUGCAAGAUCCAAACCGAUUUGGUCUUACCAUAUCACGAGGCUCCAGAAAAUAAAAAGGCAGAGAUAUUUGAGCGAGCAGACUCUCGUAUCUGCGAUUGGUUGCGACGGGUCCCAAAGUGGAAGAUGAAUUUAGUUGAUCCAGAAGGCGUAGUCGACGUAGUACUUUACCACGGCAUCUCCAUCGCGCAUGUUAAUCGACUUCGACUCCGACAAUCUGCCCCCAGGAGCGGCCUCAACAUUCGGGAAUACUUCCCUCUAGGACCAGCGAAAGGACCCGAUCGUAAGGGACAAAUGGUGAAGGGCUUCGGUUGGAAUUCCCACCCAAUCGAUAUUCAAGCAGCCAAUGGUUACUGUGACCUGUUCAGGCAUCCUUUCCCCACCAGGACUUUGCGUGCAGUGUUCGCCACUGGUACGCUCCGAGUUGUUCUAGCCUACCUAGAUGCAUGCGUCUUCCUCGGAUUAGACUCGCCCAUCUUCCGAGAACGCAUAAAUAGGCUCACGCAGAUUCUUACGGUGCACGGAGAGACAUGGCCCCUUUCUCGGAAGAUCGCAGAAGACGUCAAGGCAGUUGCGAAAGAAUACCUCACACCACGAAUAAGCCAGAGUUGGCGGCCAGGCAUUUCGGAAUCGGAGGCAUGGGCUGCGGUCACCAGCUUACACGAGACGCCGAACCUCACUCCUAGUUUUGGCUUCGAGCCAUACCAACAGGUUUACCAAGUCGAAGGCUGGGCCAUGAACGACACUUGGUCUGCUAAUCUUACGGAUAUAUACCAAGCAUGAACAUGAAUGACACAGUGAUACCAGAUACCUAUGCUCUUGGGCUAAGCAUACAUGAUGAGGUGGGAUAGGAUUUGGGCUUUUUGAUUCCCUAUUGCAUGGAAUUGGAGCCCCGGGAAAUUUGCUGGUGGUUAAGCAAUAAAUAAAGGGACUACGGCAGUGAUCAAGACACGAGUUCAGCCCAAUCCAGGCGUUCUAUGUUGGGCCGGAACUGAGAUACCUACCUAAAUAACAGAUUAGGUGACUUUCAAGGAAUCAGGGGAAAGGCAACGGAGACGGAGGAAGAGACGUAGACCUUUGACGAAAUUUCCCAGUAUACCAAACAAUAUUCCUACAAAUCCAUUGUAAUAAACAUUAACUGACACUUAGUAAACAUUGGCCAUGCCACUAUUCUCAAAAA
Annulohypoxylon truncatum is the source of this 2594-nucleotide messenger RNA. RefSeq lists its product as uncharacterized. The record is from RefSeq and is a predicted model, not a curated record. Gene Ontology annotation, biological process: DNA-templated transcription; regulation of DNA-templated transcription. NCBI's taxonomy places the organism in Eukaryota, Fungi, Ascomycota, Sordariomycetes, Xylariales, Hypoxylaceae. Gene Ontology annotation, molecular function: DNA-binding transcription factor activity, RNA polymerase II-specific; zinc ion binding; DNA binding. The transcript is spliced from 3 exons. Bases 377 to 2197 code for a protein of 606 amino acids.